Messenger RNA from Triticum aestivum (bread wheat), 1868 nucleotides. RefSeq lists its product as uncharacterized. The transcript is spliced from 12 exons. Gene Ontology annotation, molecular function: protein binding. The record is from RefSeq and is a predicted model, not a curated record. NCBI's taxonomy places the organism in Eukaryota, Viridiplantae, Streptophyta, Magnoliopsida, Poales, Poaceae. The coding region runs from base 109 to 1695 and encodes 528 amino acids.
ACUAGGUUUUUUUUUUGUGUGUGUGUGAUCAUUUCGUGGCCCUUCUCCCCCAAAUCUGCAUCUCCGGGCAAUCACGAAUUCACGAUCAAACCCUAAUCUCAAAUCUCGAUGGAUGCUGAACCCGAGCAUGCAUCCCCUCCGGCUCCGGGCCAGCACACUCAAGUGGCAUCGACCACCGAUUUUUACAACCUUCGCAACGUCGAUGACGCCGCAAAGGCACGGAAGAAAGAAGAGCGGAGGGCGAGAGAGGAGCACAUCCAAAACAAACGCCUACGCAUCCAAAACAGACGCCUAAGGAGGCAAUGUAAGAUAAAGGAGGCUCAAGAAGUUGUGGACAGGGCAUUCAAGCUGAGAGAAGAGAUGCUUCAGAAGAGGCUCGCAUAUGAGGCGUCGACGGAGGGCAAGGAGGAGGCGGAGAAAUACCACAGCUCCCCUCCCUGGAGCUGGAGGCCGGCAGUUCCCAUUACUGAGGUCACUAACCAGUCACCAGCUUUUGAAUGGGUUCCGUACUUUGACGUUGAUGAGUUCGGGAGAGAAUCUGUGCUCAAGUGCGCAAGUUGGAGCGUCGAGGAAUUCACACUGGAACUUGCUCAAUGUGUGGUUGGCCUUCAGUCAUUUAUAGAAGACAGGAUUUUUUUCUCUUGCUCUGGAACAGUUGUUGAGUUUCUAGAGGGUGUUGGUCAUGUGGUAACAUCUGCUAGUUUAGUUAAAUUGCCACACCAAGAUGAGAUAGCUGAUAAACUCAAGAUCAAUGUAUUCCUAGCAAGUGGAGAAAUACUCGAGGGCUCAGUAUCAAAUGUGGACUUUUGUUACAACAUAUGUGUGAUGGAAGUUCGUUCAACUUCAAUGCUGGCGACGAAAAAGUUCACUGCGGACAGUAGAAUCUUCAAUUUUAAAGAGUGCCAUUCAAAAGAUGUUGUAGCUUUAGGCCGCCUUUGUGAGCCGUGGAGCUUGAACGUUGCUUCGGGAAAGCUAAUCCCAAGAAGAAGCGAGCUUGAUUGUGAAGAACUUGUUGUUUCGUCUUGCAGGAUUUCAAAGAGAGGUAUUGGGGGUCCUCUGAUGGAUUUUGAUGGAAAUGUCAUCGGAAUGAACUUCUAUGACAGGAAAGAAACCCCUUGCAUUCCAGGUUUCAUUGUGUUGAAGUGUUUGCAGCACUUCAAUGAUUUCGGGACAGUCAUACGACCAUUGCAUGGACUGAGAGUUAAGACUCUUCACGAAGCACAGCUUACUGUACUUGAGAAGAUACAUCAUGCUUUCCCUGAGAUCUGUGGUGUGAUAGUGGAUAAGGUAGAAGUACCUUCACCUGAACACUCCGAGAUAAAGGUUGGGGACAUCAUCACUCAUGUUAAUGGCAUACCUUUCUCCAGUGCUGCAGAGUUUGGUGGUAUACUGCUUGAUACGUGUGGUCAGCAUAUGCUAGAGAGACAGAAAUUGGGCCAACCGGAGGACUAUAACCAGAUGUCAACAGUGAUAAGCCUAAAGUUCGACGUGAAAACACAGAGAGGCCGCAAAUGGGAAAAGACAACCAGAACAAUCAACGUCGACAAGUUUACUCCUAGUGGAAAGCUAAACAGGUGGCCACUUGGGAGAGCUUAUCUUCUUCGCCGUAUUGAGAAUGGAAUCCUUUACACGAAGAGCGAUAUGGCUAACAGCGAAACUCUUUGUUUCGUCCAUUUGAGUAGAAUUAAUUCGUAAUGCUAGUAUAAUUAGAAAGAGUUCGAGUUCAUGUGUGGUUGGUUGGAGACUACUUAAUUUAAACAAGCAUUUUCUGCGGGGAUAACUUCGGUCAAGUGAGCCACUGCUAGAAUGAACUACAUUAGGUUUGAAGCUAAAUCUAAUCCAAUAUCCUUUUUGCUGGAUAAAUAAUA